This is a messenger RNA of Oppia nitens, 1264 nucleotides long. Its product is annotated as splicing factor C9orf78 homolog. Gene Ontology annotation, cellular component: spliceosomal complex. The transcript has a single exon. Bases 176 to 1144 code for a protein of 322 amino acids. Gene Ontology annotation, biological process: mRNA splicing, via spliceosome. NCBI's taxonomy places the organism in Eukaryota, Metazoa, Arthropoda, Arachnida, Sarcoptiformes, Oppiidae. The record is from RefSeq and is a predicted model, not a curated record.
AUUUGUUAUGCAAUUGUAUUAUUGAAUUGAAUGCCAUUUAUUGGUGUUAUUAUUAUUACAGUCAAUAAGUUUAUGUUUAUAAACAAUAAUUGGAUCAAUUGGUCCGAUAUUAUUAUAUAAUCACAUUAUUAAGUAAUUAAUUGGUUUAUCAUUUGUUGAUUGUAUUGUACACAACAUGAGUGACGACAGCGAACUCAAGAGUGAAGACAACAAUAAUAAGAUUGUUUUCAAGAAAAAGACGCGACGUUUUGCACAACGAAAACGCGAUGUCAAUGAAGACAAUGAUGAAGAUGUCCAACAAGAAGCAGAUAAUAAUAGUGACGAAUGGAAAAUAUUGAGUGAAUUGAAACGGACUCAGAUGUCGAGGAAGAGAUGUAAUAAAGGUAUUGAUAUCAUUGAAUUGACACAAAAUCCUAAUAUCAGUAAAUCAAAAAAUGAAACACAAAGUGGUGUAACUGGAGGUCUAUCCGAUGCUAAGACAUUAACCAAUGAAUUAGAUUUGGGAAAUACUUUCUCAGUUGAGACUAAUCGUAGAGAUGAAGACACAGAUCUCAUGAAAUAUAUUGAUGAAGAACUCUCCCGACGAAAGGGAGUCAAUAAAUCUGAUUCAUCGACAGUUGAUAAGAAAACAAUGACCGCAACCACUAAUGAUAUCAAUACAUUGUUUGAUGUCUUACCCGAUCAUCUCAUUAAAAAUACGAGCAAAAAGAGUGAAGAAAUGCUUUCAAAUCAAAUGCUUAACGGAAUUCCAGAGAUUGAGUUGGGUUUGGAUGAGAAGAUUCGCAACAUUGAGGCCACCGAAGAGGCAAAAAUACAGUUAUUAAAUAACAGACGAAACAAAAACAAUGCCAAUUCAUCUUCAUUUGUUCCCAACAAUAUUGCCGUCUGUUUUGCUCAGCAUAAUAGGUAUAAUAUUAGAGAGGAUAUUCCUCGCCUAACAAAUGCUCCCAAAAGGCCACGAAUUGACACACAGCCGACCAAUCAAUAUGUUGAGGAACCAGUUGUGGUGAUCGGUGACGAACCCAAACAAGUGAUGCGACAGACGAGGAAUUGGGAUCACAAUUCUAAUAAAUUUUAUGGCAAAGACAAGGCCACCGAUGACUAUAUAUUUGAAAAAUUUAGAAAACAAUUUCGAAAAUAUUAGUCGAAAUUAUUUGAUGUCUUUAUUAUAAUUCAACAUUUAGUAAAAAAUUUUAGAAACAAUAACUUUAUUUACACUAAACUACAUUAUAAUUGCAUUUUGUAUAUAAUAUUAAUUAAAUCU